Messenger RNA from Acomys russatus (golden spiny mouse), 3614 nucleotides. It is a transcript of the gene Vcl, whose product is annotated as vinculin. Lineage: Eukaryota; Metazoa; Chordata; Mammalia; Rodentia; Muridae. Gene Ontology annotation, cellular component: actin cytoskeleton. The record is from RefSeq and is a predicted model, not a curated record. Gene Ontology annotation, biological process: cell adhesion. The transcript has 22 exons. Bases 105 to 3509 code for a protein of 1134 amino acids. Gene Ontology annotation, molecular function: structural molecule activity; actin filament binding.
GACUCCAGUCGCUGCUCCGAGCCAGUCCUCUCGCCGCCGGCUCCGUGCCCCGCAGAUCCCAGUUUUCCGUCCCCCCGCGGUUCGCCGCCCCGCUAGCCGCCGCGAUGCCGGUGUUUCACACGCGCACGAUCGAGAGCAUCCUGGAGCCGGUGGCGCAGCAGAUCUCGCACCUGGUGAUUAUGCACGAGGAGGGCGAGGUGGACGGCAAAGCCAUUCCUGACCUCACCGCGCCCGUGGCUGCCGUGCAAGCGGCCGUCAGCAACCUCGUCCGGGUCGGGAAAGAGACUGUACAGACCACUGAGGACCAGAUUUUGAAGAGAGAUAUGCCACCAGCAUUUAUUAAGGUUGAGAAUGCUUGCACCAAACUUGUUCAAGCAGCCCAGAUGCUUCAGUCAGACCCAUAUUCAGUUCCUGCGCGGGAUUACCUCAUCGAUGGCUCUAGGGGAAUCCUCUCUGGCACGUCAGACCUACUCCUUACCUUUGAUGAGGCUGAGGUUCGUAAAAUUAUUAGAGUUUGCAAAGGAAUUUUGGAAUAUCUUACAGUGGCAGAGGUAGUGGAGACUAUGGAAGAUUUGGUCACUUACACAAAGAAUCUUGGGCCAGGAAUGACUAAGAUGGCCAAAAUGAUUGAUGAGAGGCAGCAGGAGCUGACUCACCAGGAACACCGGGUGAUGCUGGUGAACUCAAUGAACACCGUCAAAGAGCUGCUUCCUGUUCUCAUUUCAGCUAUGAAGAUUUUUGUUACAACCAAAAACUCAAAAAACCAAGGAAUAGAAGAAGCUCUGAAAAAUCGGAAUUUUACUGUAGAGAAGAUGAGUGCUGAGAUUAAUGAGAUCAUUCGUGUGUUACAACUCACUUCUUGGGAUGAAGAUGCCUGGGCCAGCAAGGACACUGAAGCCAUGAAGAGAGCACUGGCAUCCAUAGAUUCCAAACUGAACCAGGCCAAAGGUUGGCUCCGUGACCCCAGUGCCUCCCCAGGGGACGCUGGUGAGCAAGCCAUCAGGCAGAUCUUAGAUGAAGCUGGGAAAGUUGGUGAACUUUGUGCAGGCAAAGAACGUAGGGAGAUCCUAGGAACCUGCAAGAUGCUGGGACAGAUGACUGACCAAGUAGCUGACCUCCGAGCCAGAGGACAAGGAGCCUCGCCAGUGGCCAUGCAGAAGGCUCAGCAGGUGUCUCAGGGGCUCGACGUGCUCACUGCAAAAGUGGAAAAUGCAGCUCGGAAGCUGGAAGCCAUGACAAACUCAAAGCAGAGCAUUGCAAAGAAGAUUGACGCUGCCCAGAAUUGGCUUGCGGAUCCAAAUGGUGGACCUGAAGGAGAAGAACAGAUUCGAGGGGCUUUGGCUGAAGCUCGGAAGAUUGCAGAAUUAUGUGAUGAUCCUAAGGAGAGAGAUGACAUCCUUCGCUCCCUCGGAGAGAUAGCUGCUCUGACCUCUAAAUUAGGAGAUUUACGAAGACAAGGGAAAGGAGACUCCCCAGAGGCUCGAGCUUUGGCUAAACAGGUGGCGACGGCCCUGCAGAACCUGCAGACCAAAACCAACAGGGCUGUGGCCAACAGCAGACCUGCCAAGGCAGCUGUCCACCUCGAGGGCAAGAUUGAGCAAGCGCAGCGGUGGAUUGAUAAUCCUACAGUAGAUGACCGUGGAGUUGGCCAGGCUGCCAUCCGUGGACUUGUGGCUGAAGGGCAUCGGCUGGCCAAUGUGAUGAUGGGGCCUUAUCGCCAGGAUCUUCUUGCCAAGUGUGACCGUGUAGACCAGCUAACAGCUCAGCUGGCUGAUCUGGCUGCCCGAGGGGAAGGCGAGAGUCCUCAGGCGAGAGCGCUGGCGUCCCAGCUUCAGGACUCCUUAAAGGAUCUUAAAGCCCAGAUGCAGGAAGCUAUGACUCAAGAAGUGUCCGAUGUUUUCAGCGAUACUACAACUCCCAUCAAGCUCUUGGCAGUGGCAGCCACUGCUCCUCCUGAUGCACCAAAUAGGGAAGAGGUAUUUGAUGAGAGGGCAGCCAACUUUGAAAACCAUUCAGGAAGGCUUGGAGCCACAGCGGAGAAGGCAGCUGCUGUUGGUACUGCCAAUAAGUCAACAGUAGAAGGCAUUCAGGCAUCAGUGAAGACAGCCCGAGAACUCACACCCCAGGUUAUCUCAGCUGCUCGAAUCUUGCUGAGGAACCCUGGUAAUCAAGCUGCUUAUGAACAUUUUGAGACCAUGAAAAACCAGUGGAUUGACAAUGUUGAAAAAAUGACAGGGCUGGUGGACGAGGCUAUUGAUACCAAAUCUCUGUUGGAUGCUUCUGAAGAAGCAAUUAAAAAAGACCUGGACAAGUGUAAGGUAGCCAUGGCCAAUAUUCAGCCUCAGAUGCUGGUCGCUGGAGCAACCAGCAUUGCUCGUCGGGCCAACCGGAUCCUGCUGGUUGCUAAGAGGGAGGUAGAGAACUCUGAGGAUCCGAAGUUCCGAGAGGCUGUGAAAGCUGCCUCUGAUGAAUUGAGCAAAACAAUCUCCCCAAUGGUGAUGGAUGCCAAGGCUGUGGCUGGAAACAUCUCUGACCCUGGUCUGCAAAAGAGCUUCCUGGACUCAGGAUAUCGGAUCCUGGGAGCUGUGGCCAAGGUCAGAGAAGCCUUCCAACCCCAGGAACCUGACUUCCCGCCUCCUCCACCAGACCUUGAACAGCUCCGACUAACUGAUGAGCUGGCUCCUCCUAAACCACCUCUGCCUGAGGGUGAAGUCCCUCCACCCAGGCCCCCACCACCAGAAGAGAAGGAUGAAGAAUUCCCUGAGCAGAAAGCUGGGGAGGUGAUCAACCAGCCAAUGAUGAUGGCUGCCAGGCAGCUCCAUGAUGAAGCUCGGAAAUGGUCUAGCAAGCCUGGUACCCCAGCCGCUCAGGUGGGUAUAGGAGUUGUAGCUGAGGCAGAUGCGGCUGAUGCUGUUGGGUUCCCUUUCCCCUCUGACAUGGAAGACGAUUACGAACCUGAGCUGCUGUUAAUACCAUCUAAUCAGCCGGUCAACCAGCCCAUUCUGGCCGCGGCUCAGUCCUUGCACCGGGAAGCUACCAAGUGGUCUAGUAAGGGCAAUGAUAUCAUUGCAGCAGCCAAGCGCAUGGCUCUGCUGAUGGCGGAGAUGUCUCGGCUGGUAAGAGGGGGCAGUGGUACCAAGCGGGCACUCAUUCAGUGUGCCAAGGAUAUUGCUAAGGCCUCUGAUGAGGUGACUCGGCUGGCCAAGGAAGUUGCCAAGCAGUGUACAGAUAAGCGGAUUAGAACCAAUCUUUUACAGGUGUGUGAGCGAAUCCCAACUAUAAGCACCCAGCUCAAAAUCCUGUCCACAGUGAAGGCUACCAUGCUGGGCCGGACCAACAUCAGUGAUGAGGAAUCUGAGCAGGCCACAGAGAUGCUGGUGCAUAACGCUCAGAACCUCAUGCAGUCCGUGAAGGAGACUGUGCGAGAAGCAGAAGCCGCUUCAAUCAAAAUUCGAACAGAUGCUGGAUUUACUCUGCGCUGGGUCAGAAAGACUCCCUGGUACCAGUAGGCACCUCGCCAAGCCUGGCUGGUACAUAACCUCUGCUCAAGAGCAGAGAACCAUCUGAAUCCCAGAAGCCAUUCAGAGUUGCAGGAGUGAACAAAACCAAUCCCU